AUGGAUGAUGACAGUUCAACAGAUGACUUGGGAAGUUGUUGCCGAUAUAGUACAAGUAAAGCUGGUAUGGAAGGUUUGGACAAGGCGACAAUUAUGGAAAUUAUAUUAGAGAAUUCUAAAGGAUCGAAAUUUUAUGAAAAUGAAUUGAGAAAGGAAAAAUCUCUUCGUCAACAAAUUGAACAAAAAUUGAAAAUUGUAAAAUCACUUACACCGACCAUGUUAAAAAGUGGUGAAGCUGAAGCGGAUAUUAUACUUAAAAAUCUUAAGGAGAGGCGACGUCUAUCACGUUGCAUAGUACAUGUUGAUAUGGAUGCAUUUUAUGCAGCUGUUGAAAUCCGUGAUCAACCUGAACUUCGACAUCAUCCAGUUGCUGUUGGCAGCAACAGUAUGCUGUCCACUAGUAAUUAUAUCGCUCGACGAUAUGGUGUACGCGCUGGUCUACCUGGAUUUCUAGGCAAAAAACUUUGUCCCCAAUUGAAAAUUAUCCCCUGUGAUUUUGCUAAAUACAUUGCCACUAGUCGUGUAGUCCGUGGUAUAUUAAUGGAAUAUGCUUCUACAGAAAAGAAUACGACAACAGAAGAUUCCUGUGAAUCAGAUGUUAUACCAUUCUCUGCUGUUAGUUUAGACGAAGCUUACCUGGAUUUAACAGAUCAUUUAACGGAACGCUGUGAAUUCCCUGUUGAACGACGUACAUUUUGGCCAAGAUCUGCACCUGGAGCACCUAUGCUAGUUUGCCGCUGCCAAUCACGUUCUAAGAAUACAGACUCUAAAACACUAAACAAUACUUCUGCCUAUGUUCAACUUAAACCAUCCACAGGUGAUGAUGAUAACUCACAAAGUAAUUCCAAUACCUGCCAAGAAGUUAAAACUCUGGAUGAAUCAUCUCUUAGCAAUUCAAAAACAAAAUAUUGUGAUCCUGAAUUAGCUGUCUGUGAUGAAUGUGGUUUGCUUUGUAAAUCUGGUCGUCGAGUAUUCGGCGUGUCAGCAUGGGAAGCAGUUCGAGAAAUGCGAUUUCGUGUCUUUUGUGCUACACGUCUUACAUGUAGUGCUGGUAUUGGUCCAAAUACGUUGAUCGCUAAAAUCGCAUCUGAUUGGAUAAAGCCAUGCGGGCAAUAUGAAAUUGCUAAUACAUUGGAGGCUGUAGAUGCAUUUAUGCAAAGUAUGCCCGUUAGAAAGGUACCGGGAAUUGGCCAUGUAACAGAACGUCGUUUAGAUGCAUUUGGAGUGAAAACCUGCUCUGAUCUGAUUGAUAAACGUGGUCUACUUUGGCAUGUCAGUACACGAAUCACAAUGGCCUACUAUAUGCGUAUUGCACUGGGCCAUUCUGAUGAUCAGUGGUUAUUAAAUUUUAAAAAUAAUUCUGAUGAAAAAUUAGCCAAGUCCAGUGGGAUUGUUGAAGGCAGCACCGGCACACAAAGUCAAAUAGAGCUGAAUAGAAAGAGUAUGAGUGUAGAAAGAACAUUUUCAGAUACAUGUGAUGAAAGUGAAUUAAUUCAGCGUUGUGAACAACUUGCUCAAAUGUUGUCAAGCGAUUUAAAGGAAGAACAUGUUAAGGGUCAACAUAUAACUUUAAAAAUGAAAUUAGACACUUUUGAAGUUCGUACAAAAUCUCAACUUCUACCCGAUUAUACAAAUCAUUCAGAGAUUAUUAAUUCAUUUGGUCGUGAACUGUUACGUGAAGAAAUGAUAGCGCAUAAAUCGAAUCCGAGCAAUAAUAAUAAACCGCUUACUUUACGUCUUAUGGGCCUACGUUUAUCAAAUCUACUGCCGGCUGAAAUGUGUCCACAAAUUCGUCAACGUAGUGUAGAAGAAGCUUUUAUGCAUGCAAUACCAACGAAUAAUGCUUGCACUAUUAGUCCUAUAAAUAGUUUAAAGAAUAAAGCAACUAAUCAAGUAAAUAAAUCUUCAUCUAAAUUGAAAAAAUCCACAAAAAGUAAAUCGAAACAGUUGAAUAAAUCUAACAAAAGAACUGAAAAGAGGCGGGAUAGAAAGCCUUCAUUGAAUUCUGCAUCUUCAUCUCCAUUGCUUACUCAAUGGACUAAAACACCUUUAUCGAUGAAAAUUAAUCAACCUAGUACAUUGAAUGCAUGUGUCGUUUCACUAAACUCCUUUCCUGAAACAUGUCUGCCGUCGACAUCAACAACAGCCAUACCGUCAUCAUCAUCAUCAAUGUCAUUAUCUUCGGGUGCUGUUUACACGUGUUUCCCAUGUCCUGUUUGUGAAAAAAAUUUCCAGUUUUCAUCUGAAGAGAAAUUCAAUUAUCAUUUGGAUGAAUGUUUAAAUAGAUCAGCUAUUCUAGAAGCGGUGAAAGAAACAUUCACUGGUCAAUCCGCGUGUGAUGAGUGUUCUUCAUCAACAACUGUCUUACAACAACUGUCAUCUACACGUUUGCCAGGUGGAAAAGGCUCACUAUCAACUGAUGGUGUUAGUACACGACAACCGAAGCUGCAAAAGGUGAAACCUUCUGGGCCAGGCAGUAGUAGUAGUGGUGGCUCAAUGCACCAUCAUGGACCAUUGGAUAAAUUCAUUGAAAACUCUUCUUCCAGUGUACACAACAUGAUCAAGCAGCAGAAUUUUGAUUCAACUAUGUAUUAG
Trichobilharzia regenti is the source of this 2595-nucleotide messenger RNA. The record is from the annotation of a GenBank genome assembly. NCBI's taxonomy places the organism in Eukaryota, Metazoa, Platyhelminthes, Trematoda, Strigeidida, Schistosomatidae.